AUGUCUCUUGGAGAAGCUGAUACCAUACGGAUUCUCGUCUCAACCGACAAUCAUGUUGGAUACAACGAACGCGACCCAAUCCGCGGGGAUGACUCGUGGACGACCUUCCAUGAGGUCAUGUGCCUCGCAAAGGAGCGCGACGUUGACAUGGUUUUACUCGCAGGCGACCUAUUCCACGAGAACAAGCCUUCGCGAAAGUCAAUGUAUCAGGUUAUGCGCUCUUUGCGUAUGAAUUGCUACGGCGACAAGCCAUGUGAGCUAGAGAUUCUAAGCGAUGCGAGCGAGAAUUUCCAGGGAGCCUUUAACCAUGUAAACUAUGAGGAUUUGGAUAUCAAUGUCGCCAUACCAGUAUUUUCGAUCCAUGGAAACCACGAUGACCCAUCAGGAGAAGGCCAUUUGGCGGCCUUGGACAUCCUGCAGGUGUCGGGACUGCUCAACUAUUACGGCCGCACUCCAGAGUCCGAUAAUGUCCAGGUCAAACCUGUCCUCCUACAGAAAGGCCGGACGAAACUAGCCCUUUACGGAUUGAGUAACGUACGGGAUGAGCGGCUCUUUCGAACUUUUCGAGACGGCAAGGUGAAAUUCUUCCGGCCUUCGAUGCAACAGAGUGACUGGUUCAAUCUUCUGAGCGUGCACCAGAAUCACCACUCGCGCACAGAGACCGGAUACCUCCCAGAAACCUUUUUGCCCGACUUUAUGGACAUGGUUAUAUGGGGUCACGAGCAUGAAUGUCUGAUAGAACCGCGUCUCAACCCAGAGACCAAUUUCCAUGUUAUACAACCAGGAUCUUCCGUUGCCACGUCCUUGGUGGCUGGCGAAGCAGUGACAAAGCAUGUGACGAUCCUGAGCAUCACCGGCCGCGAAUUCAAAUCUGAACCUAUUCGUCUGAAAACGGUCCGCCCGUUUGUAAUGAAAGACAUUGUGCUCUACGAAGAGAAAGAAGCUCAGAAGCUAGCAAGGAAAGAAAACAACCGAACAGAAGUCACCCGCUUUUUGAUGACUCUCGUGGAUGAACUUAUAGAGGAAGCGAAAAAUGACUGGCUCGAAUCUCAGGACGGUUUCAACGGUGAAGACUCGGAGAUACCAUUGCCAUUGGUUAGGCUUCGUGUGGACACGUCCAUUCCGGAGGGAGGAAGCUUUGACUGUGAAAACCCGCAGCGUUUCUCCAACCGGUUUGUGGGUAAAGUCGCGAAUGUGAACGAUGUGAUUCAAUUUCAUCGCAAAAAGAAGGCUACAACGCUCACUCGGGGUGACGCAAACGCACCUGACGAGACAGUAGUAUCUCACCUCGCCUCGUUGGACACCGUCAAAGUCGAACGGCUCGUCCGCGAAUUCCUAACUGCACAGUCUCUCACCAUUCUCCCACAGAAUUCUUUUGGAGACGCAGUGUCCCAGUUCAUCGACAAAGAUGACAAACAUGCCAUGGAAAUGUUUCUCAAUGAAUCGCUGGAAAGCCAAAUUAAGCACUUGAUGAACCUAGAUCGGGACGCCGAAGAGGGGAGUGACUACGACGAGGAAGGCGCACGCCAAACCCUCCAGGCUGCAAUGGAUCAAUAUCGUGGCCAGUUAGAGGAACUGUUCUCCAAAGGCAAAGGCAAACGAAAAGGAGGCAAGAGGCGGUUCAAGCCUAGACCCGAUGGUUGGGAAAGUGAGUUCGAUGGAGCAUGGGAAGAUCAACCUGGCGCAUUGAUACACUCCGAUAAUGAGGGAGAUCCGAAUGCGGAAGAGGAAGAAGAUGAAGUACCCGCUACAAACCGGAGACGCGGGACUGCUGCGACGGCGACCCGUGGAGCUAGGGGUGGCAGGGCACGAGGGACAGCAUCAUCCAGGGGCAAGAUAGCGACAACAUCUACGCGUGGUCGCGGCCGCGGCCGCGAUCGACAAGUUGUAUCCGAGGAUGAUGAGGACAAUGCAGACGACAGACAGCAAGAGCACGUCAUGCUCAACGAGGACGAUGAGGAUAUAGAUAUGGAUGACGACUCCCUCUUCGUCCGACAACCAUCUACCACGAAAUCUCGCGCUACCGCUACAGCUCCGUCUUCCCGAGCCCGCAAGACCACAACAACCGCCGCGUCGGCUCGCAAUCCACCUGCACGGUCCACGGCCGCUACGCGCGGCAAACAGUCUCAAGCAACGCUAAAUUUCAGCCGUGGCUCACAACCUAGCCAAAGCCAAACAAUCGCCGGGACAAGUAGUACCAGCGGUGCAGGUAGGCGGCCAACACGGAGUGCGGCCUCAAAAACAAACAUUGUGAUUAGUGACAUUGAAGAUGAUGAGGAUGACGAUGCGUUUGAACCCAUCCCGGCGUCGAGUACUAGGAGUCGGAGGAGAUAA
Uncinocarpus reesii 1704 is the source of this 2334-nucleotide messenger RNA. Its product is annotated as double-strand break repair protein mus-23. The transcript has 2 exons. Bases 1 to 2334 code for a protein of 777 amino acids. The record is from RefSeq and is a predicted model, not a curated record. NCBI's taxonomy places the organism in Eukaryota, Fungi, Ascomycota, Eurotiomycetes, Onygenales, Onygenaceae. Gene Ontology annotation, biological process: meiotic DNA double-strand break formation; mitotic intra-S DNA damage checkpoint signaling; double-strand break repair via nonhomologous end joining. Gene Ontology annotation, molecular function: 3'-5'-DNA exonuclease activity; manganese ion binding; DNA endonuclease activity. Gene Ontology annotation, cellular component: Mre11 complex; nucleus.